This is a messenger RNA of Arabidopsis lyrata subsp. lyrata, 586 nucleotides long. Its product is annotated as osmotin-like protein OSM34. Gene Ontology annotation, biological process: defense response. Gene Ontology annotation, cellular component: extracellular region. The record is from RefSeq and is a predicted model, not a curated record. The transcript is spliced from 3 exons. Lineage: Eukaryota; Viridiplantae; Streptophyta; Magnoliopsida; Brassicales; Brassicaceae. The coding region runs from base 1 to 465 and encodes 154 amino acids.
AUGAUUAGAACCAACAAGAAAUGGCAAACAUCUCACACUCUAAUUAAGUUCAUAUUCUCCAUCAUUUUCCUCAUCUCCACCGCGACGGCUGCCACAUUCGAUAUCCUUAACCGAUGUAGCUACACCGUGUGGGCCGCCGCUAGCCCCGGAGGUGGCCGGCAUCUAAAUCCCGGCCAGUCAUGGAGGCUAGAUGUCGCUGCCGGGACAAAAAUGGCGCGUAUUUGGGGUCGGACCAACUGUAACUUUGACUCCUCGGGCCGUGGCCGAUGCGAAACCGGUGAUUGCAAUGGUGGACUUCAAUGUACUGGUUGGGGCCAGCCUCCAAACACGUUGGCUGAGUACGCUUUGAACCAAUACAAUAACUUAGACUUCUACGACAUCUCACUUGUCGAUGGAUUUAACAUUCCAAUGAGUUUAGCCCAACAAGCUCGAAUUGCCACCGCAUACUAUGCAAUGCGGACAUAAAAGGCCAGUGCCCGAACGAAUUGAGCCCCGGGCGGUUGCAACAACCCGUGCACAGUUUAUAAGACGAACCAGUACUGCUGUACAAACGGGCAAGGUUCAUGUAGCAGCACUGGGUUCUCAA